AUGAAGCACAUAGUGCUCGCACUUUGUCUCUAUCUAUGUCAAACACUAGGAGCAGAUACAGAUGACCCUCAAGAAAUCCCAUUGCAUGCACAGAUGUUGACUGGUGCACCACUGGUCGAGUAACUCCGUAAGAACCAGAAACUUCUUGAAGUUGCAGNAAAUUAAUGGAUGUGGCUUUUGCAAAUGCAAAUCAGAAUUUGAAUCCUGUUGUCAAUGAUGACAAUGACACCGGUGCUGACCUUCCGGAAAACUACGAUCCCCGAAUUGUUUGGAAAAACUGUUCAUCUUUCCGCACCAUCCGAGACCAAGCAAAUUGCGGCUCAUGCUGGGCACUCUCCACUGCAGCUGCGAUUUCGGAUCGUAUUUGCAUAGCCACCAAAGGGAAAAAGCAGGUAUAUGCCUCUGAUACUGAUAUUUUGACAUGCUGUGGAGCACGAUGUGGGAAGAGUGUGUAAAGGAGGGCAGGUCAUGGAAGCCUGGAAAUUCUUCGAAUAUGACGGAGUCGUUUCUGGAGGACCUUACCUUGCUAAGGAAUGCUGCAGUCGUUAUCCCCUUCAUCCUUGUGGACGCCAUGGGAACGAAACCUUUUAUGGAAAGUGCAAUGGAACGGCGCCCACACCGCCAUGCAAAAGGAGAUGCCAACCUGGCUUCAGGAAAAUUUACAGAACGGACAAGCGAUACGGCGAGCUUGGCAGGACUUACAGAUUGCCGAAUUCUGAGGUAAAAAUUCGAAGAGAAAUCAUGGAAAGAGGGUCGGUGGUUGCCACGUUCUAUAGUUUUGACGACUUCUUGCACUAUAAGUCAGGAAUUUAUAAGUACACCGCUGGUAUCAUAGCAGGCUCUCACGCAGUGAAGAUCAUAGGAUGGGGAAAGGAAAAUGGUACGGCCUACUGGAUCAUCGCUAAUUCGUGGCACAAUGACUGGGGUGAGAAUGGAUUCUUCCGUAUGAUUCGAGGCAUCAACAACUGUGGAAUAGAAGGGGAUGUAACCGCCGGGAUUGUCGACGUUGAGAGUCUCUAA
Haemonchus placei is the source of this 1020-nucleotide messenger RNA. The record is from the annotation of a GenBank genome assembly. Lineage: Eukaryota; Metazoa; Nematoda; Chromadorea; Rhabditida; Trichostrongylidae.